Cornus florida is the source of this 1600-nucleotide messenger RNA. RefSeq names its product RHOMBOID-like protein 1. Gene Ontology annotation, cellular component: membrane. The coding region runs from base 271 to 1428 and encodes 385 amino acids. Gene Ontology annotation, biological process: proteolysis. Gene Ontology annotation, molecular function: serine-type endopeptidase activity. The transcript is spliced from 6 exons. Lineage: Eukaryota; Viridiplantae; Streptophyta; Magnoliopsida; Cornales; Cornaceae. The record is from RefSeq and is a predicted model, not a curated record.
UCCCUCAGCCGCCAUAGUUGUCUUGCUAUUGUAUGAGUGGUUGAGUGGUUCAUUGUUGACUUUAGCCUCAUUCUCAAUCUUCGAACUCAAAACACCGACCUUUUAAUUUUCAACAAAAUCAAACCCACCACCUAACCACCUCUCUCUCUCUCUCUCUCUCUCUCUUGUUAAACUUAACCACCAUGAUUUGAUUGUAAUGGAACUGUUUCUGUGUGUUAAAAGUUAAUUGAUUUUGUAGCAUUUUGGGUUUCGUCUAUUGGCUUUGCAGUGAUGGAUCGUCGAGAUCCGCCAUCAGAUAUUCAGAUUAAGGUUUACUCUAGGCGAGGCGGCAACGUGAUUCAUCCGGUGGAGGCCGACACGCCGCUGGUGUCGUCUCCAGGUCCCGCUCCGGUUGUUUAUCAAGAAAUCAAGCAUUUCAAGAAAUGGGUACCCUGGUUGGUACCUUCAUUUGUGAUCGCCAAUGUUGUGAUGUUUCUGAUCACCAUGUAUGUCAAUAAUUGCCCCAAAAAUUCAGUUUCUUGCAUUGCUGGCUUCUUGGGAAGGUUAUCGUUUCAACCCUUUAAAGAAAACCCUCUUCUUGGGCCUUCAUCAUCCGCAUUAGAGAAGAUGGGGGCUUUAGAUGUGAAUAAAGUGGUUCACGGACACCAGGGGUGGCGCCUUAUCACCUGCAUGUGGUUACAUGGUGGAGUUUUCCAUUUGCUGGCCAAUAUGCUGAGUCUUUUAGUGAUUGGCAUUCGGCUAGAGCGAGAAUUCGGGUUUGUACGGAUUGGGUUGCUAUACCUGAUAUCUGGAUUUGGUGGGAGUUUGUUGUCUGCUCUUUUUAUCCAGUCAAAUAUUUCUGUUGGUGCUUCUGGUGCACUUUUUGGAUUACUUGGAGGCAUGCUUUCUGAACUCAUCACUAAUUGGACCAUUUAUGCCAACAAGGUGGCAGCAUUCUUGACCCUUGUGGUCAUAAUCGUUAUCAACUUAGCAGUGGGGAUUCUCCCACAUGUGGACAACUUUGCUCAUAUAGGAGGAUUUGUUUCUGGUUUUCUUCUUGGGUUUGUGUUUCUGAUCCGCCCUCAGUUUGGAUGGGUUAACCAAAGAUACGCCCCUCCUGGAAAUUCGUCAGCAUCAAGCACACCUAAAUUCAAGAAGUAUCAGCUCGUAUUGUGGAUUACUUCUUUGAUUCUUAUAAUUGUUGGAUAUAUCGUUGGCCUGGUUUUGCUUCUUCGUGGUAUUGAUGCCAAUGAUCACUGUUCUUGGUGCCAUUAUUUGAGUUGUGUUCCUACUUCAAUGUGGAGCUGCAACACAGAGCCAGUUUCCUGUAUGUCUGAACAAAUUGGUGACAAGCUCACAUUAACGUGUUCAAACAACAAUAAAACGCAAACGUAUACAUUGCUCAACGAUUCUCAGAUACAGGGGCUAUGUGUUCAGCUUUGCCGUUGAUUUGUACCUCUUCCACGGAUUGAAGCCAGUACAAGUUGUUUUGAUGUAUAAAUUCACAGUGAAUGAGUUGUUAAAACGUGUCUCUGUUAUAUGCUGUUUUUUACACACUUUUCCUCUGUAAAUUGACAUCAUCUUCGGAUAUAAAGUUCAUUGAUUUGUUAUUGCUGGGAAA